AUUGCGUGAAGGUUUCAACUUAUUGAUUAUUGUAAUUACAUUCCGAGGUCAGGGAAAAUCUGCAUACGACUAUGUGGACUAUCUUCCUGAUCCUUCUGUUGUUUUGACGGUGUGGGAAGGAUAAUUUCUCGACUUUCAGUGACUCACAGAAAAGAUGUGUUUGCUGUUUUGGGAAAUUUUGCUGUCUCUUAUUCUACUUGUAACUUCAAACACAGGUAAGAACUGAUAUCUUUUAUGCAUCAAAAUAAGCACGAUUUCUACAACAUAUGGAUAUCUCUCGAUAACAAAUGUUGAGCAGAAGCGCUUAGCGGAUAUCAGAGAAAUUAAAAAAUUGGAUUUAGGAUCAAAAGAAACGAAGUACUUAUUAGCACGUUUCGUUCCAAGCAAAUUCAUGAAAUAAUAUAAGUUAACUUUAACCAAAACUGCAGACGAAGAUUUUCUAUUCUCUUGCGAUUUUCAACUGUUUCCGGCAUUAUUUCAAAAAUAUAAAAGAUUUAUUCUUGUGAUCCACAUUACAGACUGAAUAAUAUUUACGAUUUAUCGCUGAGCGUUUAAUCAAGCAAGACCAGCUAAAAGUUGAGGUCUUUUAAUUUGCACGUCAGAAUUAACGAUCUAAAAUUAUGGUUAAAAAGGAGAAGCUUGUCUCGCUGUACUCUCCAUCCAAACUCCUUAUUCGCAGUGCAAGUCUUUAGUGAUUUUAAUUUUUAUACUUACUGAAUAUGAAAUAAUCAAAUCAUUUCAUAGUCGGCUCGUUUCUAACAUCUUUUACAGUCGUUACAAAUAGAAAUGGAAAAUUGAGGGAUAAUUUCUCCUUUUUUAAAGUACCUAAGUAAUACUAUAUUCACUUAAGAAAACAGUUUUAAUUUAGCAUCAUUAUUGAUUCCAGUUUUAUCCAUUAAUUCGAAACUUUCAAAACAUUGCCCUGGGGGAUUAAGAAAACCCGAAGCCUGAGCUAUUAUUUAUUUAUUAUUUGUUAAGGCGGCUUUCUAGCUAAUUAAACGGGUUAAGCGAUGAUAAGUUGCGUUCCAUAAUAACUGAACCGCACAGGCCAACAUGUUAUCAAACUUUUACUGCUUCCUCACUUGUCAUCUCUCGGACUGGCGGAAUGAUCUGGAAGCUGUGAGUUCUCCUCCCUUUUUGCCUGGAAGCGAUAACAUUUUGAGCUCGACAUGUGUGCAUGGCCACAAACCUUUUUUUCUUUUUAACCACUUGAUUUUGAAGAGACAGCUCGCUCAAAUUUCGUCAUGGCAACUGAAACACAUGACGUCGUCUGUUAGGUCUCUACUUAAAGACCUUACUACUCACUUCCAGUAAAGGAGAUUCCAUUAAAAUCAAUAAAUAAUAAUAAUAAUAAUAAUAAUAAUAAUAAUGAUAAUAAUAAACAAUUGCUAUUCAAACGUUCAAAUUUCAGCCUCUAUAAACCAUCGUUUUAGUCAAUCAUCCGUUAGUUUUCGGGAAAGUUUAUACGAAUACGACAAAAAAAAAGUCGCCGUUCUUUAUACGCCAGACAGAUUUCUUUUGACACCCCAGCGGAAAUCUUAGAUUUUUCUCGAUUUAAAAGAUGUUUUUGUUUUUCGGGUGCCUUCCCUUGAUUCUUACUCAGUUGUUAUUCCGUCAACAUCGAUAUCAGAUUCAUGAACAUGUAAGAGAAGAUAACCUAUAGUUUAUUUACGUGUCAGUCUACAGCAUUAAAAAAAACUACUAAAUUGAGACACUAGAAUAAAGAUAACCUUCCGAUAACGAUAAUAUAAGUAAUAGCAAUGGUGAUUAUUAAUAGCUCGUACGUUUAAAUUCACACAAAUUUGAAGUUAUGAUAAUGAAAAUUAUACGCACCGCAAGAGGUUAUAAAAGCUGUCCAUAAAUUACGUAAACGUUGCAAGCUAUGCAGAGGCAAUUCUGGUAACCUUUUUUUCUUUACGAACAAUGCAGCUUUUAAUAGAAGAGAGGUUGUUUUAAAGAGCUGCUACUGCAUUUUUUGCCAAUAUGACAACCUCCGAGCUGAUGGUCGUGAGCAUUGUCGACAUGAGAAUGAGUAGGAUCUUCAUGGACAAUUCUCCAUUUAGGGAAAAUCACGUAUCUUGCUCUGAAGUCAGGUGAGAAUUUCAAGAAGAAUGCCUACGGCGCAGACACUCACUCAAUCCGUUUUCAGGUGAACCCCCCGCCCGAUCCUUGAGUCAUCUAUGGCAAACCCCAGGCGUGUUCUAGAAAGCUCUACAAGCUGUUAUUUUGAAAACAGACACAAAGUCAUAGAAAUACAUUUGAUGAGUCGCUCGGCUACUGCUUAAUUAAUAUAUUAUAAAUGUGCGGCUGUUUUAGGCUUUCGCGCGUGGUACUUAGAUGAUAGACAAAACAAACCAACCUUAUUGUGGGCUGAUCUCAAGCUCUUGACAUAUAUUAGCCUUUAAAACGAAAUAAACAGUAAAACUGAAAAAGCCAUAUUGUUUAGAAGAUUUUAUGCAAAUGUUUAAAAAGUACUUCAACUGCGUAGGAUUUUAAGAAGUGCUAAAAUAAAUGACGGGCCGCGUAUAACAACUUAGAAAAUUGGCUCGGACAAAGGAGUCAGUCAAUCUUUUCCUCAUAUAAACGCUCGCUAAAGUUGCCUCGGUUAGGAGGAUGACACUUUCCCGGGACGACCUUUCUUCAUAAAAAGGGGGCUCAUAACUAUCGAAAUAAUAAAUUGUUGAAAAUACAUUUCCAACAGAGUAAUUAAAAAUUAACUAUAAGACGAAAAUGUCUAUAUGUCUAAUGUUUGCUGCAAUUUGUAACAACCGUCGUCGUUCGUGUAAUAAUUUUUAUUAAAAAUUGCGACAGUUAUUACAUAGUGCUGUCACGAUUAUUACAAAUUGCGCGACGGUACAAUAUGGCUUGAUAUUUCAAAGAAUAAUUUCACCGGUGGCUAAAUCGGCUUUUGUUUCUUAAUUAACUCAAGCCCUAUCGCACACUUCGUGUUACUGAGUCUAGGUCGCAUACAGACAGUGCCAACAGUAGUUUAGACUCUCAGAUUCAGUAUUUUUCAACUAAAAUCGUAAAGUAAAAAUUAUGGCGCCAAUUGGUGCGAUGUCAGAGCACAAAACACCGCGAGAGAAAUUGCUCAGCAGCGUUCAGUCAACAGAGAUCAUUCAUUUUAUCUAAGAUUUCGCUCAAAAUAUCAGUUAAUACCCUGGGUUCGAGAGGAUAUUUUUUUCUUAUCGAUACUGAUGGUUCGCGGCAAAGCGACCUUAUCAAACGUAAGCACGAUUUAUUUCAUAUUAAGUAUUUUGAGAACGGACCUCUGGGGCUAGGGUAGUCAUAACCUGAGAUCAGGAGUUAUUUUUUUUUUUACUUCUUUGUUUCUUUGGCUCGAGAGGGAAAAAAAUUAACGCCCUCUUCCCGUGAGAGACAUAAAGGGAUAAUAGGGAGAGGGCAUGAUCUCAGGCUAGGGUAGUCAAUAUGAAGGGGAAGUCUUGAAACAGGGGCACCCAACGUCCAACGUCAGUUUUUCGGAAAAUAUCUGUUCAGAAGAUGAUUUUAGAUGUAGAAUUUUCGGAAAAUUUUUUAUAAAAUUUCCUGCUUGCCUGCCUCUCCUAGGAUUUUCGAACAUCUAAAAAAUGGUAUAAUAGCCCAUUUUUAACGGAUUUUUGCCCUAAAAAGGUCACCUAGAAUUUUCGGGAGCCUUUUUUCUGGCUAAAAUUUUCGAAAAGAUAAGUUUUUAUGCCCAUUAUUUUCGGAUCACUUGACUUUCAGCUAGGAAAUCCGAACAGAUGAAAAAUUUUUAAGGGAUAAAAAUAUGCCUAUAUCUAUCGUUUAAAUACUAAAAUACGUCUAACAAUGCUAGGUUAAGUGGUUUUGAACUAUAUUCUCGUUGGGUGUGGGUGCCCCUGUUAAAAGGGGAUGAAAAAAAAAAAGAAAAAGAAAAUAAAAGCCAAGCGAACAUAUAAGUGCUGUAAAUAUCCCUCGCAAAAGAAAAAUGAAAACUUCCCUCAGGCUUCCAGGUGUAUAUAAUAAUACUGGUAAUCUGUUAUCGAUUAAAUGUUUAAAUUCAAGUUUUAGUUGUAGCCUACCUGUAAAAAAGUUUAUUUUUCACACUGACAUUCCAUGUUCGCAACUUCAACGCGCUCCAUAUAGGUGUAUUCAGACUAUUUGACAUGAAACUCGGAGUUACUCUUAAUUGCUUCUUCGGGUACCUUUUUGCUCAAUAUUUCCUACUGAGUCUAAAUUUUAUGUCUCAUUUCUAGUAUAUUUUGAUGAGAAAGUUAAUAUAUUGUUUUAGCCGGUAUUCAAGUCUGAGACGCACUAAAUUUACCUCUUUGGACAAUGCUUUGGGAAGACAAAUAAACAUUCAAAUAAAACGUAAGCAGUCUAAAAGAAGAAGACUUAAGCAUACUUAUACCUGAAAAAUGUCUUUCGUUAUUCCAGUCCUACGUAAUUCUCGCCUCCGUUUGCUCUAUUGAAGGUAAACAUCGAUGUUUUAAACUGAAGCAGGACGGACAUGUCUAACAUCUAACAGCAUGACAUACACUGUACUCGACUGCUGUUAGUUACAGGUUUCUUUCUUGCGACAAUGUAGGCAGAAUUUUAAGUUAAUUUAUCUUCGCGUGUUAUUAAAAAUGUCACAGUGGUGCGUCAACAGUCUCAAGCUAUUAACUGAAGAUUACUAUCCAAUUGUCAUGAACAUAAUUACAGUUACAAUUAACUACAUGUAGGUAUGCCCCAAUUAUAAAACUAGCUGCGUUUUCUCAUUAAGAGUGAAAAAAAGAUUAUUAGUACCCCAGUUUAACUACUAGCUUUGUUUACAACUUAGCGUCACCUGUUCCUAUAAGAAAUUUAGAAGGACGUUUAAGUGAUCGUCCUGCUUCAAGGCCUUUUUAGGUUCUUUGCUGGCUUAUUCUCUUCAUCCAGUUUAGGCUGCGGUGACUUCAAAGGCUUGACGCGACAGGCGGAGCUUCCUUUUCUCCUCCUUUUUCAAGUAGACAAAAGGUAGCUCUACUUGCAGGGUGUAAGGAAAGAUGGUUUGCCACACAAUUUGUUACUCUCACUCUCACUUUGAUAUCGCCCUAUUUAACCCUUUCACAGCCAAAUGUGGCCAAAGGUAAAUUUCGACCAAAGUUCCAAAAUUUAUUUUCUAAAAUUUUGAGAAACAAAUGGCAUCAUGUGAAAGUACAGGCAGAGAAUUUUCUUUUGAAUGGUCACAUCAUAGGAUUAUCAAAAGUUGGAGUCACCUCACAAAACUCCAUCAAACACUCUGGCAGUGAAAGGGUUAACGGGAUCCGGAUUUUGGAAUCCGGGAAAUUGUUGCUUGUAGAGUCAGGAAUCGUGAGAUUUGGAAUCCGGAAUACAGCUCAUUAGGAAUCCGGAAUCCCACUAUGAUUGGAAUCCGGAGAAUCCAAGUUCCACUUUAAAAGGUCGGAAUCCAUAACUGGAAUCCGGAAUCUAUGGCGUGGAAUUUAGAAUCCAAGACUGUCUUGGAUUUCCUUUCAUGACGCGCUUGAUAAAACAGUUUCUCUCGUGUUUGAUAAUGUGUUUUCCCCAUUUAGAGGUCGACCCAUGCCAGUCGUACAAAGAGUUGCGAGAGUUUCAGCGCUCACAGUAUUACAGACUUUCUGGACUAGAAUACGCCAAAUGUGACAGUCAAUUGCCCACGAACUGGUACAGAUUUAGAGGAAGGGCUGGGCUAGGAAUGCCUGAUUACUGCAUCAAGACGGGGUCCUGUGGCACACAUGCCCCUGGAUGGUUCCAGGGAACUUACCCAACGGUUCCAGGUGCUGUUUCAUCCGGGAGAGUGUGCUUCAGUUGGUGGAUUAAAGGAUGCUGUUACUGGUACAUGGAUAUUAAAGUGAAAAAGUGCAGUGACUUUUACAUUUAUCAGCUGCCAGAGACGCAGGGAUGCGACCUUUAUUACUGCGGAGACGGUGCACCAGGUAAAGACAACUUAUUUAGAAAAAAAAAAUUAAACGAAGUUAUAGUUAUUCAUUCAAAAUAUUUCGCCGUUUCUGAUUGGCUCGCACCAAUCUCCCGGUUAAUUCUUCAUAACCAGCUGGCGCGCACUCAGUGACCAUGGAAGAAGAAGGCCAAAAUCAAUCGUUACGACGGUAUAUUGCCCUAAUAUAACUAGUAACCAGUUUGUUUCGGGUUCCAAUUGUGUCGACAGAUUUCACGGUUACAUAAAGGCGAAAUAGCCGAAUUUCUCUGACUAAAACUGCGGAGUAAAAGCAAGAAUAUGACAAAUUGCUCGAUGGAUGUCAUCUACAUUUUCAAGAGUAUCUGCAAGAAAAACAUCUGUUUAUAUCCUGAAACAGUGGCAAGAAAUGUUUUGAAGAAAGUCUGCGAGAAGGCAAGGUUGUUAACUUAGAGAUAUAACAUUUUCAAUCGGAAACUGUCAUCCACCUCAGUCAACAUUCUCCUCGAUCUGCAUAAUUCUUCAUAUCAUACUCAGGGCCUCAUUCAACAAUUUUAAACAAUACUGGUGUUAAAAAUAAAGCAACUGUAUGGUGUAUUUCGGAAAUUCGUUGUUUCACCUUUCAGGAACUUUGCCGGUUAGCUCGCUUUUCUCUUUCUGUUCACAUUUUUAAAAGACCCGCGAGUUUUGUCUUCAGAACCACUAGGGCUGCUCAUAAGAAAUGGAGAGGUUUAAGCAGGACGGUGAACCUGUUUUGUUGGAAGUCACCGAGAAGAAUUUUGCUUUGUUAGUUCUCAGGAAUAGUUAAGCGAGUAAUAUACGAAAGCACUUGUGCAACUUUUACUCGCGCUUGAGUCAGCGUACAUCUACAGCUUCACUAGUCCUGAGAAAAUUCAUGAAGGAAUUAUUAGUAGUCUAACCUUCUGGGUAUGUUCAAAGGUAAGUUCGGUUUAAUCAAACUAAUCAUUAGAACAACGCCAGUUAAAGAAUAUUGGCCAAACAUUCGGCGAAGUCGGGCACCAUAAGACCACUCAAUCGCUUUACCUUAGCUUCAGUAAGUGUACGUACUCCUUUUGUAAUUUUUCUCAUUAGAUCCGGAGUGUACAGCUGACAACAAUGACAUCAGUAUCAAUGGCUCAGUCUCAGGCUCUUUAUCGAGUCCUAAUUUGACCAAUGUAUAUCCCAGCAGUCUGCAGUGCACGUGGCGUAUAACCGCGCCCGCAGGCAUGAGAGUGAGGCUUAUAUUAAAGAACGUGACAUUUGGUGCCAACGACAUCAUAGUGUUCCGUGAUGGACUGCAAAAUAAUAGUAUAGAACUUGUCAAAUACACCGAUUGUGCAGCGGGCGAACUGAAGCUCUAUUCAACAGGUCGAUACGCCCUCGUGAGGUUCCUUUAUAACGGAAGUGACGUCGCUAGUGGCUUUCGAUUGGAUUAUGAAGGGGUUCAGUCAAGUAAGUGUUAAACACAUAAAUUUUUUUCGUUGCAAAUAACUCCACUGGAUUUCUACUUACGAAAACAUUUUUUUGUUCGUUCAUAACUCUGUUUUGUGAUUAUGCCUUGUAAGUAAAACGCCUAUAGAAACAUGUUUGAACAAACUAUUUUUAAACACAAUGAGGUAAGCUGGGUAGUAUGUCACAACAAUUACUUCUUAACUCCUGGGCAAAAAUUAAUCUAAAUGGAUUGGAAUCGUAGGCUCAAAUAAAUCUUAAGCGUUAUAAUACCUAGGACCCGCACUGAGUACUCUAUCUAGCAAGAACUACUAUUGCAGCUGCGUCGUAAGGUGUCUCCGCAUUGGUUGCAGAAAACAAUAGCACAACAUUUUUUAUUAUUUAUUUCGGUGAGGAGACCUGCUAUAUGACUGAAGCAAGAAAGAGAUCUCUGUUUUGGCUAAAAGAGAAACAGUUUAAAAGGGCUUUUAUUCUUUUUACUUUCAGAAUCAAUAGAAGAGAACACAACAACUUUACCGCAAUGUAAAAAAGCCAGCAUCAAGCCAGGUAACUUAUUUUCAAACAUUGAUUUACUGAAAGUAAAUUAAAAUAAUAAAAAAUGUCAAAUUUUGUUCUAUAAUUUCUGUGGACAUUUGGAGACUCCGUGGUCUUCCGAAUACAUCGAUCAAACUGCCCACAAGUACAGCAAGUGUCUCUAGUAAAACAACGUUUUUCUCUACUGCGCAUGAGCAGGCCAUUUCUCCAAAGGUAAUUAUAUGCGGGUGACGUCAUAAUUAUUUCUAGACCAAUCAAACGUUGACAAAAAUUUAGUGAAUGGUUUCUAUUGCUUUCUACUUUUGAGUUACAUCCUGUUAUCGCUAUUGUUAAUGGACAUUUUUACGUUUGUUUUCCUUAUCCAGUUUUAAUUAACUUUUAAGGCAAAGAAAAACUGCUCAGUGCUGUGUUUUUUGCCAAUGAGAAUUUAUAAAAACCAACUGACCCUCUAAAAUAAACCGUAUCAGAAACUAAGACGAAAAGAAAUAAGGCGCUUCGAUUAAUCACGGUUACACGAAUAACACGAUUUGCCAUUUGUUUAAUCAGAUCCCAACUGUACAUCCGACAACAGUGACAUCAGAAUCGACGGCUCAGUCCCAGGCUCUUUAUCGAGUCCCAAUUUGACCGGCUUGUAUCCCAGCAGUCUGCAGUGCACGUGGCGUAUAACCGCGCCUGCAGGCAUGAGAGUGAGGCUCAUAUUGAAGAACUUAACGUUAGGUGCCAAUGACUUCAUGCUGUUCCGUGAUGGACCUCAAGAUAAUAGCUCACAAAUUGUUAAAUACACCGAUUGUGCAGCAGGCGAACUUAAGCUGUAUUCAACUAAUCGAUACGCGCUGGUGAGGUUUGUCUCUAAUGGGAGUGAAGCGGUUAGUUACUUUCGAUUGGAUUAUGAAAGUGUUUCGUCAGGUAAGAAGAAAAAAAGAUAACGCCAUUUUCUAGUGAUUUACUUUUCGUUAUUGUCUUGGCUACUAGUUGAAAUUUACCUAGUUUGUUUAUGCCCUUAAGUUGAAGAAUGUGUAAAACUAUAAUAACACAGCUGUAAUGCAAUUGAGCCCUUAAUGUCUCCUGCUAUGCCACAGCAAAUAUUUUGUUACCUUCUUGUGAAACAUUGGACUAAACGUUUUUUUUUUUUUUAAUGAACUCUUUUCAUUUUGAAACUUUACUUGAUUGUUAAAUGAAAAUAACAUUGAUAACAUUACUUAAGGUCUUACAUGGCUCUAUGAAGCAAGAAUUAGGCAGCUUUCUGGUAAAAGAUAAAACUAUUUCUUUAUUCAAGUGGAGUUUUAAUUUUUUUUUAGAAUCAAUAGAAGAAAACAUAACGUCUUCACCACAAUGUAAAGCGGCCACUAACAAACCAGGUAAAUAUAUUUCCAUAAAUUAAUUACCUCUGAAAACAAAUUAAGAUAUUAAAAUUAUCAUAUUUUACCCAGAAAUUAUCUUGUCCCAAACGAUCCCCAAGUGAUUCUUAUAGUAGCAAGGAGGUAAAUUGCAUCCCAUCCCAAUGGUAAAUCCCGAUGCAAUGGAUGUAUGAGCAAGCAAAUAGUAGUAGGCUUUUUUUAACAUCUCGGGAUAUUGUCCCCCUCCCGAUCCAUGGACCAAUCUGCGCACGCGCAGAGUGUUAUAUAUACAACCUUAGAGACCACUUCUGUCCAUAGAACCUUUCAAACGAACACGCCUCCAUGAGCCUUUGCUACCUUUGUCCAGCGAAACGGAUCGUUGGUGCUAUACGAAAGUAUCGCAGCCUCUGGGAACGAGAUUACUAAUCCAAAAUUCAGAAAAAAAUUGUAAUCAUUACGAUGCCAUAAAGACUUUUACACGUUGCUAUUGAUAUCAUCCCAUCAAUGUUUACUCAGAUCCCAACUGUACGGUUGACAACAAUGACAUCAGAAUCGACGGCUCAGUCCCAGGCUCUUUAUCGAGUCCCAAUUUGACUGGCUUGUAUCCCAGCAGUCUUCAGUGCACUUGGCGUAUAACCGCGCCUGCAGGCAUGAGAGUGGGGCUUAUAUUGAAGAACGUGACGUUUGGCGCCAACGACUUCUUAGAGUUCCGUGACGGGCUGCAAGAUAAUAGCUCAAGAAUUGUUAAAUACGCCGAUUGUGCGGCAGGCGAGCUUAAACUUCAUUCGACUAAUCGAUACGCACUCGUGAGGUUCGUCUCUAAGGGAAGUGAAGCGGCUAGUAGCUUCCGAUUGGAUUAUGAAAGUGUUCAGUCAGGUAGGUAGAAAGGAAUGUUUUGUUGUUUUUAGUUUUGUUUAUUUCUCGUUAAUAUGUGGUUUAUUACAGCUUAACAGCUUCAAAAAUUCAGGGCAUUCUUUUUAUCAUAAUGAAGAACAUUAUUAAGAUGGGCAUGAUUAAUAAUUUAGUGAGAGAAACGAUAAAAGAACCCAUCUUUCUUCUUAUUAUCUUCACGUUGUUGUAGACCAGCACCCUACAACAGGAUGCUUGUUUGCACGUGAUGUCACGGCGGCCAUGUUGGUGGUCAAGGACAAAUCCUUUUCUGUCCUCCGGGAACUAAAACCCGUUUUCAUGUAAAUUUUUCGAAAAGAAUUUUAUUGCGUUUACCAUCAACAUGGCCGCCUUGUCACGUGGUUGCAAACCAAGCAAAAACAUAAUCAAGGGCCGAACAUUGGGUUGUGUGUGAUGUUAGCUUCGUUAUCGAUGGGACUAAAUGGUAACACGAAAAGAGGCUAGCACUCGUCAGUUUUUGAAUAUUUUUAGGAAUGCAAACUCACUUAAUCAACUUAGUUAACAAAACCAAAUUUAUUGUGUUAAUUCAACCAAGUUAUGAAAAAUAGGGAACGCAUGUAUUUGCCCUUUAAUGCCGAUCGCGAGGCAAAUGAAAGGCAUUCAUUCGCUUAGAACCAAUAGGAAGAGAAAGUAACUCAAAGAUUGAUAGUUGCGCAUUUUUUCUUUGAACUGGCAGACGAAACCGCAACGGCUUUACCUGAAUGUACAAGACCAAACAGCCAACCAGGUAUUCUUAUAUGUCCUUUAUGAAACUGCGUUAUACAAUUGCAGUCCUGACUUAAUCGACCACAAUAUAGAAAGAAUCUAGGACAAGCUCCUAACUAAGUGAAAGCCAAUUAAUCGUGGUCUUUUUGUUUAAAAGCAUCAUCCCGGUGCUGGCCUUUGAAAUUAUGAGUAGAUAUUUUUGGCACAAUGGGAUGCACCUUCCAGUAAGUCACAUGUCCAUGUGCCGAAGGUCUUCAUCUGACGACUUCCGAACAUAACUGAAGAUUCCCGAAGAUUUUCAAAGGUUGCCAAAAGUAGUGGUGCGAAGCACCAAAUCUUGGCGCCACCUUGCCGAGAUAAAGAACAUUUAUCCUUGACGAGAUUACCGAGGAGAGGUAACGCCCGUAGACCAUUGAUAACUGGAAAUAACUAAUCAUCUUUCUUUGCGUUUCUGAUGUAAUCAUAAUUACCCAUGGUAGCUAAAUUUAAAAAAAAGGACAACCUCUCUGUGCAUUACCAGGCCUGUAAUUAAACAAGCGAAACCUCCAGCGCUUUGUUUCAGGGGUUUCCUAGUCUUUUUCUCACCAACUCAAUUAAAUUUCACAAGGGAUGUUACAUUACAUCUUAUCAUAUGCAAGCUAAUUAAUUACUGUUUUCUAGUAUCCCCAGACGAGUAUGCUAUGGCAGUGAAAUGUGAUAAACAUGAAAUAAAUGUCGUAUUGCACACCAACGGCCCGUCAAGUCACUACCCUAGAAGUGUUUACCUUAACGACCCAACCUGCAAGCCUAUAUACCAGAACAGCACUCAUAUAUUUGUUAAAUCCAGGCUGGGAGAUUGCGGUACAAGAUCUAAUGUUUCGAAAGAUGGAAAAUGGAUUUUGUAUCGUAACGCUAUUCAUAUAGAUUCAGAGAAACACCAACCCAUUGGUUCGCACGUGACACGUGACCAACAGAUGGCUUUUGAGUUCCGGUGUAGUUAUAGGAGAAGGACAUUGGUGUCUGCAGUUUCAUUCAACGCAUCAAAAGUAGUCGUCAUUAACGUCGGUAAGAUGUUUGUUCUUUGUAGUUUUUCUUAGUGUAGCAUGAUAGGAGGCCCUGAGAAUCUCGAGACGCAUCAAGUUGAAGCUGCGAGGGAAGUAAGGCGCUUGGGCCAGUUUCGCGAAACGCUAGGGCCUAAAUUUGGCGUCAAGUGCUCGCAUAGCCUGAGAAAACAGCCGACAUUUGGUCGUGCCUCGUGGGAAAUUUGAUUCAACCAAUCAGAAGCUCUACCCAGAUCUGGGUAGUGACGCGUCAUCAGUAUGGAAUUUCUGCACUCGUUUCUCAGACGUCAUUUGGCGGGGAAAACAGUGGUAGCGUCGCCAAAUGAGAGCACGUAGUAUCCACGGGACACAAUCCUGUUAAAACUAGGCCUAAAUAUGUUUCCGGAAGUUCCCCACGUUUUCCUCGCGUGGCUCAGAGGGUACAUCAUUAGCCAUUUUGUUGAACAUUGGCCACAUUGCAUAUAUUACAAAUGUAGAAUAUCGCUGAAUCCCAUUACAUCAGACCCAUAAGUGGAGAUUUGUUUGAAUUUCUGUAACUAAAAUGCCAUGCACACCCUAAUUAGAAUUGAAGUGGCUUCCUAGAAAAGCAUGAUUUCAAUACUUUUUUCGUAACAAAAUUCUGAAUAUCACAAUUUUCUCCUUAAUAUCAUAAGAUUUUCUAAAUAUCUCAAAAUCUUCUAAAUAUCUUAAAAAUCUAGGCCUAGAUCAUUUAACUUGUUUAAAAAACAGCACCUACUAAAUACGAGAUCACUCGUUUUUUAUUCUUCUCUAGCAUCAUUUGGAAACUUCACGUUCGAAAUGCUCAUGUUCAAAAGUGGACACUUCAGAGAAUACUACACAGAGUAUCCCAUCGGGCCCAUCGACCUUGACGCUGAAAUAUUCUUGGAAGUUUCUUUGAGAACCAGUCACGCAGGACUUGUUCUUUUUCUUGAUGAAUGCAAGGCAACCCCAACUACUGACUAUGAUAACGAAGCAGAAUACUUCUUUAUAGAGGACGGGUAAGGCAUCUCACUUGAAGGACCAGGUCACUCCGAAAAAGACAUUAUUUGCCAGAUACAAAAAAAAGAGAUAAAAUCAUGACGUAAUUGAGUCUUAAAGGUUCAUCCAGCAUUAUAGUGAGAUUAUAGUAUCCUGGAUUUAGCAUCAUGAGUAGCCUGCGUGGCAGGCGUUUGAAAGGGAAGGGAAGGGGAGUUUGGGAAAGGGAGUUUUAGGCGCGAGAGAAACGCGAGUGGUCUCGCGCCCUAAUUCCCUUCCCCUUCCCUUUCGAACGCCUGCAACGCAGGCUACAUCAUGAGCCAACAGCUGAAGUAUUAAACUGGUAAUGACCAAAAGUUACGGAGUGCGGACGACAACGAUCGAAUGUCAAAACGCUCUUGCUCCAUCUUUAUGCUUUGAGCAAGUUUCAAGUGACAGAUAGUCAAAACACGUGUGAUCAGAUUACGAGUGAUAGAAAGUCCAAACGCACGUGACCAAAUUGCGUUCUGUGCAUUCCAUUCAUUUUUAGUGGAAGUCCAAACGAAUGCUGGCUACAUACGCGCGACGCAUGCGUAGUAACAACCAGGAGAUUAAAAUUGCGGGCCUCUCUGGUCGCCCGCAAUAAUGACAAGUUGCAGUACCCAUGCAACUCUGGCACUGUCAAUAUUCGUUAAUAUUGUUGUUGACAAUUUGCAGAUGUUUAAGGGACAACACUGUCAAUUACAACUACACCUUAUCGUCUGUGCAGCGCUUCUCUCUUAAGACGUUCAAUUUCCGUCUUUUAAAGUCCGAUGAAGUGUACCUCCAUUGUCAGGUUACAGCCUGCCUACGAUCAGAUUUAUCAUCGCGAUGCGCGCAAGGGUGUCCAUAUGGUAGAAGGAGAAAGCGGAACACAGAAAAGGAAUUGGAACAGUAUCUGGGGAUUGGACCCAUCAUUGUUUCUACCAAGGAUUCUGAUGUGCAUGAUAAAACAGGUACUUUUAAUUCGGGUGGGACCUGAGGCCUAAUCCGGGUCGUAAAAAUUCCUCUUCCUUGUUUGACACGAUACAUGAUCUUACAUGAUCUAAGUCCUCUACUCGCGCGGUCAAACCUUUCUAGAGGCGCUUUCAUUUUGUAAUCACUUCAUCUUAGUCGAUUGUUAAGCUUACUGGCUUAUGCUAUCGUCUGCGUAGGAAUGCUAUCCCUGCGUAAGAAUGAAUAAAUGUAAGGUCAUUUCUAUUGUCCUCGUACGUGUAGUACCGCGUAACCUUCGGAGCCGAAGGGACUGGGUUCGAUACCUGCUAUCUCCCAUUUUUUAAACUCUGUUUUAUAAGGCGUUGUUAUGAUAAGGAGGAAUUUGAUACUGAUUGUUCUUAUGGCUGUUUAAAAAGGUUCAAUAGGAUAGUACAGGAAACUUGCUCUGUUCUGACUUAUGAUAAUUCUCUAUCCAUUCGUCAUUGCUUUAUGUUCUUUAUGUGUUGACUGAGUGAAAAAACCACAAUGUGGGAAAAUGCAAACUUUUACUAUGUAAACAUUCAGUUAAAAUGUCAACAGUUUGCGUAAUUUCAAAACAACUGGCAUUUUUAUUAUUUCAUCUUAUGAUAACUUCGUUACGCAUACAACAAAACUCUAAACAAUUUCACAUAACGUCAGCCUUAUCAUUUCAGUUCUCCGCAGCCUCUAAGAAAACUAGGGCGCUGCACUUUAAUACAAGCAGAGUUCGUAAAAGAUCAUUAGUUACUGGAGGUCUAAAGCGGUUUAAAAGGGACACUACCGUUUGGUUCGUGCGUUGCUCAGAGGGUACGUCAUCAGCCAUUUUGUUGAACAUUGGCCACAUUGCAUUUAUUACCAUGGAGAAUAUUGCUGAAUCCGAUUACAAUGGGCCCAUAUGUGGAGAUUUGUUUGAAUUUCUGUCACUGAAAUGCCAUGCACGCCCUAAUUAGCACUGAGGUAGCUUCCGAGAAAAAAAAAACAUGAUUUCAAUACUUUUUUCGUAACUGAAAAUUCUAAAUAUCGCAAUUUUUUCCUUAAACUCAUGAGAUUUUCUAAAUAUCUCAAAAUCUUCUAAAUAUUUUUAAAAAUAGCCGGAUAUUUGUAUCUAGGCCCAGAUGAUUUAACUUGUUUAAAAAACAGCACUUACUUAAAACGAGAUGACUCGUUUUUUAUUCUUCUCUAGUAUCAUUUGGAAACUUCACCUUCGAAAUGCUCAUGUUCAAAAGUGGACACUUCAGAGAAUACUACACAGAGUAUCCCAUCGGGCCCAUCGCCCUUGACGCUGAAAUAUUCCUGGAAGUGUCUUUGAGAACCAGUCACGCAGGACUUGUUCUUUUUCUUGAUGAAUGCAAGGCAACCCCAACUACUGACUAUGAUAACGAAGCAGAAUACUUCUUUAUAGAGGACGGGUAAGGCAUCUUACUUGAAGGACGAGGUCACCCCGAAAAUGACAUUAAUUGCCAGAUAAAAAAGAUCAAACCAUGACGUAAUUGAGCCUUUAAGGUUAUCUGGCAUCAUAACGAGAUUAUAUUCCCCUCCGCUUAGCAUCGUAAGCUACUAGCUGGAACAUGCUCAUCCGCCUGGCUCUCCUAUUCGGGAUGUCAUUCCGUGUAUACAACCUCGUUCCCAUGUUAAAAUGCGGCAGAAAAAGGUAUGGGGAGGGGACUGUCCCCCUCGGCCCCACCAAUGAAUCCGUCCAUGGUAUUGAAGCAUUAAACUAGUAAUAACCAAAAGUUACGGAGUGCGGGCGACAACGAUCGAAGGUCAAAACGCUUUUGCUCCACGUUAUGCUUUGCGCAAGUUUCACGUGACAAAUAGUCAGAACACGCGAGAUCAGAUUACGAGUGAUAAAAAGUCCAAACGCGCGUGAUCAAAUUGCGUCCUGUGCAUUCCAUUCAUUCUUAGUGGAAGUCCAAACGAAUGCUGGCUACAUACAUGCGACGCAUGCGUAAUAACAACCUGUAGUUUAGGAUUGCGGGCUCCUCUUGGUUCCCGCAAUAAUGCUAAAUUGCAGUACCCAUGCAACUCUGGCACUGUCAAUGUUCGCUAAUAUUAUUGUUGUUGACAAUUUUUCAGAUGUUUAAAGGACAACACUGUCGAUUACAACUACACCUUAUCGUCUGUGCAGCGCUUCUCUCUUAAGACGUUCAAUUUCCGUCUUUUAAAGUCAGAUGAGGUGUACCUCCAUUGUCAGGUUACAGCCUGCCAGCGAUCAGAUUUAUCAUCGCGAUGCGCGCAAGGGUGUCCAUAUGGUAGAAGGAGAAAGCGGAACAAAGAAAACGAAAUAAAGCAGUAUCUGGCGAUUGGACCCAUCAUUGUUUCUACCAGGCAGUCCGAUGGGCAUGAGAAAACAGGUACUUCUAAUUCGGGCGGGACCUGGGUCCCAAUCAAGGUCGUAAAAAUUUCUUUUCCUUUUUUGACACGUUACACGAUCUUACAUGAUCUAAGUCCUCUACUCUCGCGCCGAUUAAACUUUUCUAGACGCGCUUUUCUUUUGUAAUCACUUCGUCUUAGUCGAUUUUUGAGCUUACUGGCUUAUAGCCAGUAACGCUCGUAUGCUAUCGUCUGAGUAAGAAUGAAUGAAAGGUCAUUUCUAUUGUUCUCGUUCGGAGCUGACGGGACUGGGUUCAAUACCUGCUGUCUUUCAUUUUUCUACUCUGCUUUAUAAAACGUUGUUAUAACAAGGCAGAAUUUGAUACUGAUUGUUCUAAGGGCUUGCUAAAAAGGUUAAAUAGGAUACUAUGCUCUGAUAUUUUAAAAACGUAAGGCGAUUGCGAUCGUGGGGAAAUUUGCAUCAACCAAUCAGAAGCACUACCCAGAUCUGGGUAGUGACACGUCAUCAGUAUGGAAUUUCUGCGCUCGUUUCUCAGACGUCAUUUCGCGGUGAAACCAGUGAUGGCGCCGCGAAAUGUAAGUUUACAAGUCAGAAUUUCUUCAAGUUCAUAAUUCUGUUAGUAUACUCAGUUAACGUCCUUUGCCUUACUCUUUCCACACAGUGCCAAGCAAGUCUAAAGAGGAAACCUUCCCUUUUGGUCUGCUUGCAGGGGGGCUUGCGUUCCUCACAAUAAUUCUGCUCACCGCCAUUGUGGUCAUUCUAUGCAAGCGCCGCGAAACGCUGAAGCCCAAUGGCGCCGUUGCAACCAUUCUUUUGCGUGAUUAUGAGUCUGGCGACGGCUGAAAGAUACUUCGCUUGGUUUCUUUUUUGGUGAAUUUGUUACUGAGUUACGUUGGAAAACGCUAGACUUUAGCACUUUCAGAGUUGCUCUUACAGCGUUUAGCUGGAGUGAAUAGUUCAAAACGGAAAUUUCACCCGAAUAUGAAGUUCUAUGUUGUUUCCACGAAGAGUACAAACAAGAUUACGAUUUCACCGACAAAUUCCAAGUAAGGUAUGCGAGUAAUAAGCCUGUGUCUCGCCGAGAUUGUGAGCUGCCCCCAGCCAGUUAUCCCGAGAGUGGGAAAUACCAGGAAGAGUGCAUCACUCGCUUCUUCUUUACAUUUCCGAGAGUUAAAUUAGAAUUAGAAACCAUGCAAGAGCUUUUUGUUAUAUACAUGUCAUAUAUAUAUCUAAUUUUGUUAUGCUGUAUAGAUCAAUUCCACAAAAUUUUGGAUCCCAGAAAGCUUAUUAUGCUGAAAUUAUUAAUGUAACAAUUUACUCAGUAAAGCAGAGGAGCGGUGUUUAACCAAUCGUGGCCUGUUUCUGAUUAUUUAACAUUAUUAGAACUCAUUUUGUCAAAAUUGUUUGCUUGGUUUGAGCUACCUUCACACGGUACCGCAAGAAAUUUUCGACCAGGUAUUUCGUUCAUACGGAACCUCCCAUUAAUCUCGCUCUGUUCACGCGUAACGGACGGAAAAGAUUAAACUUUCACAUUUUUUACUGGUCUUACUAUAUGCGCAGAGCGCUACUGAAGCAAAUCCAAAAUGGCGUCUUCUAGCUGAGUUAAGCUUUUGGUCAGAUUGGAAUUCGAGUCUGACUUUCUACUAUUUAUCUUAGAUCAACAAAAUCGUCUUAACGGACGGACAAAAUCACAGACAGACGGCUUGUACGUCCAACAUUUUGUUCGACCAGUUUUCACACUAGACAACACGUCAUUCAACACGAUUUGCCCGCCUUCUUGAGUGAAAACAGCCAAUAUAAGUUGGAUUUUAAUAAUUCUCACAUUACAUAGACAAAAUAUGAUUUAAUGGCACAUUCUAGUUCAAACCCAUUCUCUCUUGUUCAAGCCAUGCUAGAAUUGAGGAUUAAUUAUUAAUGAAAGCUAGAAAGAUGUCGUAUACACAAAUUGUGUAGAAAUCAGUGUAAAUAAAUAAAUAAAUCUACUUCUGG
This is a messenger RNA of Porites lobata, 18120 nucleotides long. NCBI's taxonomy places the organism in Eukaryota, Metazoa, Cnidaria, Anthozoa, Scleractinia, Poritidae. The record is from the annotation of a GenBank genome assembly.